AUGAGUUCGCGUCCGCGUCGCUCAGCGGCCACUAAGGCCAAUGAAGUCAUUUCUGUUCAUGCCAGAUGGGCUGACUCUCCAGAAAGAAGCGAAAGAAGUGAAAGAAGCAUGUCGUCACGACGGUCUGGUCGCGCCUCAGGCGUGUCCGUCUCCCGAGAUGAUGCCUCAUCACCAGGUGGCGAUCGUCAUUUGAGUUUGACUGUCAAACUUCCUUCCAACAAACUACGACAGGCUACACGUGGGGAGCGUGGCUUUGAAGGUGGAGAAAUCGUAUCCGGAAAGCGGAAUCGAGGAGCUAAGAAAAGUUAUGUGGUUGACUCAAGCCCCGACGAAGAUGAAGAAGAGGAAGAGGAGGCAGAGAUUGAGGUGGAGGAAGAUGAUGACGAUGAGAUGGAUGUUGAUGCUGAGGGUGAGGAGGACGCCGAGGGAGAUAUCGAUAUGGAUCUAGCUCCCCCAACCAUCACUGUUUCCAAACCAGCCCGGUCUAAGCCAGCACCUCGAGCAUCGGCUGCCAAGGUCAUUCAGGAUGAUGAUGACGACGACGAUGACGAGCUUAGUGACCCCGCUGAUAGCGACGCUGGAGACGAGACUAUGGGUUUUGGUGAUGAGACCAUGGCUGACGAUGGUGACGAGGACGCUGAAGGCGAGGAGAUCGAGGUCGCAGGCCAAGAAGGAGACGAGGAUGAAGAAGACGAAGAAGAUGAGGAGGAAGAAGAAGAUGCUGAAGGCGACGAUGACGACGAAGAUGAUGACGAAGAUGGCAACCCAGGCGAGUCUAUCGAUCUCACCAAAAUGACAAAGCGGCAACGAGCCCGAUUUGAAGAUGACAACGCGCAUCAGUACAUGAAGUUGUCAGAUGAGGUACAAGCGAAGAAGGUUUUUACAGCUGAGGAAUUGUCCAUGCGUCGACAGGAGAUGGCCCGGCGACGUCGCAAUUUGAGUGAAAAGCGAAAUGAGGAAGUAAAGAUGGAAACGAUCAACAAACUCCUUAAAAAGCAAGCUCCCAAGAUCAACCGCAAGGCUGCAGCUGCUGGCGCAGGCGGUUCAGAAGACUCGAACAAGCCUGAUCCCGUCUUCGUUCGGUGGGUCAGCAACAAAACUGGAGUUCGAGUGGCAGUGACAGAAGAAAUGCUUGACAGCCCGGCCGGUCAGGUUUUCAAGCCUGCAUCUAAACUGGCAUCGGGUAAGAUGGUCCAGGAAGUUGCUUAA
Fusarium subglutinans is the source of this 1209-nucleotide messenger RNA. RefSeq lists its product as uncharacterized. The coding region runs from base 1 to 1209 and encodes 402 amino acids. Gene Ontology annotation, biological process: chromatin remodeling. Lineage: Eukaryota; Fungi; Ascomycota; Sordariomycetes; Hypocreales; Nectriaceae. Gene Ontology annotation, cellular component: Ino80 complex. The record is from RefSeq and is a predicted model, not a curated record. The transcript is spliced from 3 exons.